Crotalus tigris (Tiger rattlesnake) is the source of this 4001-nucleotide messenger RNA. RefSeq names its product platelet-activating factor receptor-like. Lineage: Eukaryota; Metazoa; Chordata; Lepidosauria; Squamata; Viperidae. The record is from RefSeq and is a predicted model, not a curated record. Gene Ontology annotation, biological process: G protein-coupled receptor signaling pathway. Gene Ontology annotation, molecular function: oxysterol binding; G protein-coupled receptor activity. Gene Ontology annotation, cellular component: membrane. The transcript has 2 exons. The coding region runs from base 699 to 1775 and encodes 358 amino acids.
UCCUAUAUUAGUUACAGAAUGCUCUGCCUUUAAUUUGCAAAUGGCAUUUUAGUGUGGUUUAGCUUAAUAAAUAAUACAGCAUAUGCAAGAAAAAAAAAUUAAAAGAUGCUAGACUGAUACUCAUCUUUGAGUAAGAAAUGUUGCAAUCUCUCUCAGCCAGCUAAUUUCUCUGGGGUAUGGUGAGCGCUUCCUUUUAUGACAGAAGUUAGGGGCAUGGGAAACUUCAGCGGGAAGUGUGGAAAACAGAGAGGAAAUGAGCUGUCAAAAGUACUUGGGGGGAGGGAAGCUGGCAGCAGGACUAAAUGAAACAGAUGCUUCCCCCAGCACCCAGUUCUGAAGCUUGCUUUAUAACACAACCAGCUAAAUAAAAUAUUUCUCUCUCAUGUGUUAUGAGUCCUUGAGAUAUGCAGUUUUCUUAGAAUCAUGUCAAUCAAGGAGAAUAUACAUCACGUAGGAGGGGAAAAUAUGCCCUUUUCUAGUAGUUUGCAAUAUCCUGUCCUCCUGGACAUAAAGUGCAAUUUUGUGCCUAUUGAAGGAGAUUGUAAAGGGAGGGAGAUGGACUGGAAAGCAUGAGGAUUUUUCCCACAGCAACCUGAGCAUCUUCAAGAUCAGGAAAAGUUCAAUUCCCAGAAUCCCGCCAUCAAGAAUCGCUCUUCCUCAGAAUUCUAGAUUUGACACCCACUUUGGAUGUUGCCAAGAUGUGGAGGAAUGGCACAGAUGCAUCAGGGGAGUCCUUCCCUUUGAGGGAAGUGCCAAACUCUUUCCCUAACAACUCAGCACAUUUGCAGUGUGUUGCUGAAGCAGCAUUCCAGCACUUACUGCUACCCAUCAUUUACAGCCUGGUUUGCAUCCUGAGCCUAGCCUCCAAUGGUGUGGCCUUGUGGAGCUCCUGGGUCUACCGAGCUCAGGCUCCACCCAUCAUGAUCUUCAUCUACAACCUGAUUAUCAUUGACCUGCUCUUUGCCCUGUCGCUGCCAUUACAGGCAGUGUAUCAUGCCAGGCACAAUGACUGGCCCUUUGGAGAAGGCCUGUGCAAGGCCACCAAUGCCCUCUUCCUGGCCAACAUGUUCAGCUGCACCCUUUUCCUGGCCUGCAUCUGCCUGGAGCGUUAUGUGGCUGUCCUCCAUCCUGUCCUCUACCUGCGCCUCAAAUGGCCUCUGUAUCGUGUGCUGCUCUCCAUAACUAUCUGGUCUUUGGUAGGGAUUGGGUUGCUGAUCUUCUUCUCCAAGAGCACCGUGACUCAUCUCUUCUCCAGUGGAAACACCGCCUGCAUGGAAAACUUCCCAGCCCAAGUCUGGAGUGGACGUCUGGCAGCCAUAAUCCUAUCUUCCUCAGCCCUGGGCUUCUUCCUGCCUUUCCUUACUAUCAUUAUCUGUUCUAUUGUGAUUGCCCACCGAAUUAUGAAUCUAAGCCAUGGGACAAUGCAGGCAUCUUCAUUGCGUAGGCAUUCCCUUCAAACCCUCUUGAUGGUGACGAGCCUGCUCACCUUCUGUUUCCUCCCUUUUCAUAUCAUCCAUGUGCUACACGCCCUGGGCCGUAUUGGCGUUCUUUCAGCUCCAGGAUUGCUGCACUUCACUUGCUCAGCCCAGCGUGCAGCUAUGGCUCUUGCUAGUAUCAACAGUGCUCUUGACCCCCUGGUAUACUAUUUUAACAUGAAGCCUGCCAAUUGGAAGCUACCAUGCUGUAGCACAGUCAGUCAAAAUCUUAUGGAGCCAGGUGAGAUUGCAAAUAGCACAGGGGAGUGCCCUAGGAGGAACAUAAUCCUUACAGAUUGAAUUUUGCCUAUGGCUUCUUUCUGAGAUCUAGGUGAAAGUGGUAUCUUCCCCUGGAUACUACUGUAACCUAAGUUAUAAGCUUCUUUUUGCCAAAGAGACAGAUUGAGAGAAAGAGAGAAAGAGAAAUUUUAUCUAUGAGUUAUUGAUUUAUUUAAUGCUUGCCUUGACUGGCAUGAUGCUUCACUAGCCCAGCCUAUAUCAUGGUCUUGUCUAAAUUAAGAUAUAGAGGAAUGGAUAAAACUGUAUCUCCCACCUUGUAUUCAUCAUAGUGUUUGUUCUAUAAUUCCCACUGUCCCAAACUGCGCUCCAAUGGACAAUGCUGGUUGGUCAUCAGGUUGAAGACUAGAUUAGAAUAUUCUUUAAAGAUCAGAUAAGAACUGUAGCCCAAGAAUAAUCAGUCUGAAGCAAUGGGAGCAAAGGCUGACCUAGAGAAGAGGACAGAAAAUAAAAAAUAAACCUGGAAUCCAGACUAGAGCUAUCAGAUUUGUGUUGCAAUAAUCUUAGAACGGUUCCCUUUUGCUCCCAUCUAACUAUCAGAAGGUGACUGCAGCCUAGUUCUUUCAUCCUAAUACAGAUGACAUCUGGAAAAUAAUGGUUUGGGAAGCAAUUGUGACUCUAAUUGGAUUUCAUGUAUUGUGCCGAACCAUAACAUAAUUUGGUUUGGGCUUACUGUACUGUUCAAGUUAGCAUUAUGCUUUGUAAACUAUGAUUUUAUAGCUUUGUGAAGUGUGUGAAUUCAGCCACUAUAAUUUAUUUAACAGACUAUGGUUAACAAAAGCUUGGCAAGGAGAAACUUUGGCAGGCAAGACUCAGAGUUCAGGGAUAAUAUGAGGCAAGGAAAGUUUAUCAUGUUAAUCAAGACUGGAAGCAUUGUAACAGUUGGGAUUGUUACUUUAUAUUUAUAUAAUUGUGCAACAUUUUGGCUCAAGGUCCAGAAGAUUGGGAGAUAAAUAAGUAAUCUGUACAAAUCAGCUUUGGAAAUAUGUUGAAGGAUAUGGAUUAAUUUAUUACAUGUUAUUGUCUCCAAUACGUUUCCCAACCUAACAAUUGAAGCAUCAAGAGCUACAACAGCAUACAAGAUAUAAAAGACAUUCCUCUCCACUACUUGAUUAAAAGUCCCCAUUAAAGGGGUCCUGGUUACACUGGCAUAACAUGGUUUCUUCAGUUCUUACCACUGCCAAAUCUGGACACCUGUCCAAACCAGGUCUUUUACAGAAUCUUAAUCAAUAUCCAUCUGGGGAAGAAGACCUGGAGAAAAUAUAAAGCUUUCCAUUUGCGAAUGUUAAGAAGGCUAGACAUAACCAGCAUUGUUCAUUAAUGUUUAAAAAAGACUUUAAUACAGACUUCUUAUAAUGUGAGAUUUAUAUGGUUUAUACAAAUAGUUCUACUUCUUCAACAGUACCUUCUGGAUAAUACAAAUGGGACACAUCCAUUAAGGACACUAAAAUACAGAACUUCAGAGUAAUUUUUAAAAUUCUUGGAUGAAGUCCUCAAGCUGAUCUAAAAGUUAUGAUCAAACUGUAAUUCUUUGUAAUGGAGCAGAAAAGGAACAUUAAUCUCAUGUAUCCAAUAAUCAUAUCAGUUGUACCAUAUUAAUUUAAAUUCAAAUGAAAUGAAAUAUUUUUUUCUGUCCUCUCUCAACUUUGGGGAAGUGCAGCCCCCAGCUUCCUACACAAAAACCCAAAUCAGAGGUAUUAACUAAAUUAGGCAAUAAUAGGUUCUGAUAAUGAUUCAUCAUGUUGACCCUUUAAAAUGAGAAAUACAAAAGUAUUUAGGACUUUUAAAGAAACUGGAUUAUUUCAAAAUAGCAAGGUGAAUCAUAGCAGCCGUAAGAGAAUAAUUCUGAGUAUCCCAAACCCCUAACAUUUUAAAAAGGAUUGACCUUUCUCAUUGUCUUGUUAUCACAAAUUGAGAAUUGCUCUAAAUUUAAGUCCUUGAGAAAUGAAGUCAUCUUUGAAAGUAAAACAGAAAAACAAUAUUCCAUAUAAAGAUUUUUCUUUCAGCUGAAUGUCAUUUCUUAAUAAGGAACGGAUAAAACUUUUAGCUCCAGUUGCUUUAUUCAGAAAACUGAAGACAUAAGGAGAAACAACUUGAUAUCCUUCCUGAAUGUGGUUGAUCUUUACAGAUAAUGUUUUUUCCCUUUAUUUUCCUUUCUAUUUAUAAAAUAUUACCAAUGUACUGGUAGUAGAUGUGUUGCUAGAUCAGAGGCAUUUACUGUAAUCCUAA